Raphanus sativus (radish) is the source of this 1371-nucleotide messenger RNA. Its product is annotated as G-protein coupled receptor 1. Bases 124 to 1107 code for a protein of 327 amino acids. Gene Ontology annotation, biological process: adenylate cyclase-activating G protein-coupled receptor signaling pathway; cell surface receptor signaling pathway. Gene Ontology annotation, cellular component: plasma membrane. The transcript has 9 exons. NCBI's taxonomy places the organism in Eukaryota, Viridiplantae, Streptophyta, Magnoliopsida, Brassicales, Brassicaceae. Gene Ontology annotation, molecular function: G protein-coupled receptor activity. The record is from RefSeq and is a predicted model, not a curated record.
ACCCGACCCGGACAAAGGUUAGCCCACCACGCAACGUCCGUCGAGGAGGAUACUCAGCAGGCGACGGAAAGCGAGAAAAAAAACGCCAAAUCUCUCGAUCGGAUUUUGAAUCACAGAUAAACGAUGUCGGCGGUUCUCACUGCCGGCGGAGGCUUAACCGCCGGAGAUCGUAGCAUUCUCACGGCGAUUAACACCGGCGCGUCGAGUCUCUCCUUCGUCGGCUCAACCUUCAUCGUCCUAUGCUAUUGCCUCUUCAAAGAACUCCGCAAGUUCUCUUUCAAGCUCGUCUUCUACCUUGCUCUCUCCGAUAUGCUUUGCAGCUUCUUCCUAAUCGUAGGUGAUCCUUCCAAGGGGUUUAUUUGUGAUGCACAAGGCUACACAACUCAUUUCUUCUGCGUAGCUUCCUUCUUGUGGACAACCACUAUUGCUUUCACUCUUCACCGCACUGUGGUUAAGCAUAAGACUGAUGUUGAGGAUUUGGAAGCCAUGUUUCACUUGUAUGUCUGGGGAACAUCCUUGGUUGUGACUGUUAUACGUUCUUUUGGUAAUAACCACUCGCAUUUGGGGCCUUGGUGCUGGACUCAAACUGGUCUCAAAGGAAAAGCUGUUCAUUUCUUAACUUUCUACGCUCCUCUUUGGGGGGCCAUUCUCUACAAUGGGUUUACAUACUUCCAAGUGAUACGGAUGCUAAGAAACGCUAGACGUAUGGCAGUUGGAAUGUCAGACCGAGUGGAUCAGUUUGAUAAUAGAGCAGAGUUAAAGGUGUUGAACCGUUGGGGAUACUAUCCACUCAUUCUGAUAGGAUCAUGGGCAUUUGGUACCAUCAACCGUAUUCAUGAUUUCAUCGAGCCAGGCCAUAAGAUCUUCUGGCUCUCGGCUCUUGACGUGGGAACAGCUGCACUAAUGGGCUUGUUCAAUUCAAUAGCAUAUGGUUUCAACAGCUCAGUGCGCAAAGCAAUCCAUGAAAGACUGGAACUGUUCUUGCCGGAGCGGAUAUAUCGAUGGCUUCCGAGCAAUCUAAGACCAAAGAACCACCAUCUGAUUAUGCACCAACAACAACAGCAGCGAAGUGAAAUGGUCUCACUAAAGACGGAGGAGCAGCAAUGAUCACUACCUUUUCAACAUUGUGUGUUCGUGGACCGAUAACAAGAAGGCGGCGUAUUAUGAUAAUAGCAAUUUGGGUGGAGAUUGGUAAGUUUUUGCCUUUAAUGUCUUACGUUUAUGAGUCCCAAUGUGUUCUUCUUUCUAGUAUCUCUUAGAUAUGGUGAGGGAUGCACAACAGUGCGUUCAUGUAUAUGAAUCAUUCUUUGGAGCACGAAUUUGACAAACCAUUAUUUUUUUAUUUAUCAUGCAAACAUGUCUCUUACAUUA